Cyclopterus lumpus (lumpfish) is the source of this 1278-nucleotide messenger RNA. RefSeq names its product dynein, axonemal, light intermediate chain 1 (gene dnali1). Gene Ontology annotation, molecular function: dynein heavy chain binding. Gene Ontology annotation, cellular component: filopodium; axoneme. The record is from RefSeq and is a predicted model, not a curated record. NCBI's taxonomy places the organism in Eukaryota, Metazoa, Chordata, Actinopteri, Perciformes, Cyclopteridae. The coding region runs from base 1 to 693 and encodes 230 amino acids. The transcript is spliced from 6 exons.
AUGACAACUCAAACAAAUGACAUCGAUAUUUGUGUCACUGAAACCCACAUACAGUUUUGUUAUUCUAGCAAAGAACCGACAAUGUCGACAGCGAACGACUCUCUCUUGAAAUACGAUCAUCCAAUUUCGGUCAGCAAAAGCACAGACCGGAAAUCAUCAAAGGGGCGGUCUUUGAGAGUGAACCCCCAGCAGCCUGCCAACUCCAACCCUGUUCCACCUCCUCCUAAGCCAAAAUCAGCCACUGCUGAUGCCUCACUGCAGGAAAAUCAGGAGAUCCUGAACUGCCUCCUUCCGCCCAGGGAAUGGAUGGAGGGAAACCAACUGUGGGUGCAGCAAGUGUCUAGUGCACCGUCUACCAGGUCAGACGUGAUUGGCCUCGAGGAACUGCUCGACAAAAAGCUGCAGCAAAAGCAGGCCAGACAAACGGGAAUCUGUCAGGUCCGCAGGGAGUUAUAUUCUCAGUGCUUUGAUGAGCUGAUCAGACAAGUGACCAUCAACUGCGCUGAGAGGGGUCUGUUGAUGUGCAGGAUCAGAGAUGAGAUUCAAAUGACUAUUGCUGUCUACCAGACACUGUAUGAGAGCAGCAUGGCUUUUGGAAUGAGGAAAGCACUGUGGGCUGAGCAGGGCAAGACGGACAUGGAGAAAAGUAUUUCUGAUCUGGAAAAGGAGAAACAAGACCUGAAGCAGCACUGAUCGAAGAAAGAGCGAACCUAUGAAACUAAGAAAAGAGAGAAAAUGAAAGGCGACAGGUGGAGGAAAGAAGAAUACUGACGAGAUUCAGUUUCCUGCAGAGAGUCAACCAGCAGCUCAAGGACCAACUGGGAAUGAUCAUUUCAUCAAAGAAAUAACUUCGCCAAACUAGAACUGGGUUUCCAUUUCCCAGUACGGAAUGUUAGAUUUAUCCUUUUGUCUUGUAGAAUGAAUAUAAAACGUAACCGAUUGUAAUUAACAAGUAUUUUAUUAUAGCAUGGUGAGUACAGUUCACAAAAACUGUACCUUUCUCUUGAACACCGAGAGCAUUACACCUGUAAAUGAUGAAUGAAACGUCAUUCAAAAACAUUCCUGGGUUGAAGGGGAAAAGAAAGUUAAAAUGGCAAGAUAAAAAUGUCCUUUUCCCAGAGGGACAGUCAAGGUCAAGAUAAGGCAUAAAGUGGCCACUUGGUAAAGACCAUUUAACACUUAGUGUAGAGUUGAUAGAAGAUGGAAUGCUGACUAUCACUACAAGUGUGGCCUUUUUGGCUGGUUUAAAUAAAACAUUAUUUAAUUGAUUUCUUUGUA